This is a messenger RNA of Ilyonectria robusta, 2243 nucleotides long. RefSeq lists its product as uncharacterized. Bases 99 to 2243 code for a protein of 714 amino acids. The transcript has 2 exons. The record is from RefSeq and is a predicted model, not a curated record. Gene Ontology annotation, biological process: regulation of DNA-templated transcription; DNA-templated transcription. Gene Ontology annotation, molecular function: DNA-binding transcription factor activity, RNA polymerase II-specific; zinc ion binding; DNA binding. NCBI's taxonomy places the organism in Eukaryota, Fungi, Ascomycota, Sordariomycetes, Hypocreales, Nectriaceae.
CACCCCCCUAUCCAUCCUUCUCUCCUCUGCCAACCGUCUUUUUUUGUCAUCGUCCAGGAUUUCUCUCGGGAGCCUGUCUGUCUGCUCUCUGUCCAGAAAUGCCUGAGCAAGGCCGAAUCAACCCCGUCCGUCUGCGCGCAUCCCGAGCCUGCCAGGCAUGUAGUUCGCGAAAGGUGCGGUGCGACGCGACCGAGGUUGGACUCCCAUGCAGCCGCUGCCGCGUCAACAAGUCCCCCAACUGCUUUCUGGUAGCAUCGCGACGGGGCACGUACCCCAGAAAACAGCAUAAGGAACAGACCCGGCACCAGAGCGCUGCGUCCUCGAGCCUCGUCGGGAGUGCGACGAGCGGGGGCGCGACGAGCGGGGGCGCGGCGAGCGGGAGCGCGGCGUUGACUCAGGACCCGUCGGCUGCGGGGAGGCCGGCCCAGCCGCAUUCCGCGACGUAUUCGCCAUCUCCUUCGUCUCCUUCGUUGGAGUCGGAGUCCCGCAGCGGCAGCCAGCAGCGCGAUUCGCUAGCCUCCAUGUUUGAGAGGUUUCUAGAGCAGCAGGGCCAGAACGUCGAGGACCCCACCAACACAUGCGGCAUCAUCUUCAUGAGCGACGCCUCCCCUCUGACCUUUGCUCUUGAGGAGGCCCGGGACAGAAACAACAAGCCGGUCCUGCACGAUGCGGAUUUGCACUUUUCCAGCGCUGACCGUGUGGGCACGGUCGACUGCGCCGACCACCCGGCAUACCUGUCGCCGCACGAUGUGGGCUAUCUCAGGGUCAAGGGAGCCUUUGAGCGGCCCACCGAAGAUGCCCUAGCCGCAAUGGUGGCGGCCUUCGUCGAGAGAUUUUAUCCGCUGUACGCCGUCGUUGACCUGGGCCCGUUUAAGUACUCCCUCAGCGCAGGGACUCUGCCCUGGAUACUGCUCCACGCCGUCUGCUUCAUCGGGUCCACCUUUUGCGACCUGAGUGUCAUCCAUGGUGCCGGCUUCAAAGGCCGCUGGCACGCGAGGCGCCACUUUUACGACAAGGCAAAGCUAUUGUUUGACAUCGGCUACGAGACAAACAAGAUCGUGCUGCUCCAGUGCGUCAUCAUGCUCUCGUUCUGGGGCCCGCAGAUGAAGAGCUACUGGAACCCUUGUUCCUGGGUCGGCUUUGGUGUCACCAUUGCAGAGUCUCUCGGGAUCCACAGGAUGAGCACGUCCACCCACGUCGAUAGAGGGCGGAGGAGCCUGCUCAAGCGAUUGUUCUGGGUCCUCGCCGUCCGGGACGCCUAUUGUGCCACCCUGCUGGGCCGUCCGUGCCGGCUCAACAUGGCCCAGUGCGAUACGGAACCGCUGGGGCUCGACGACUUUGACAAGGGCAGGCAGUGCAGCAACAGUCAAGACCAAGACCGCAACAAGUGCCAGUUACACGCCCACUAUCUGAUUCAGGUCUCAAAGCUCUCCUUGAUUCUCCGGAGUAUCGUCGAGACCCGGUUUGGCCCGGGGAAGAAUGCCUCUAUGAGGGCCCAUCUCCACCGCCAGCUGGAUGCGUGGCAGGCCGAGUUGCCGCCGUGCGUGAACUGGACGCAGCAGCAGCAGCAGGCGCAGGCGCAGACGACCAACCUCUUUGCUUUGAGCCUGAAAAUCAUCUUUCACCUCCAACUCAUCCUCACACACCUCGAGAACCCGGACGAGGCAGCUAGCUCCUCCUCACUCCUGCCUGGUGUCGUAACCUCAUCUUGCCAAAUUACCGAGUCAGCCGCGCACAUUAUCUCUUCGACGGCCUUCACAAUCAUUGCCAAUUCAAUGCUCGGCGUUAUGCCGCAUGAAGUCUUGUCCGGCUUCUUCGUCGCCGGCAUUGUCUUCUACCGUGGCAUCAAGCACCCACAUGGGGUUCUCUCUCACCUGCCACGAUCCGCCUUGGAUAACUGUCAAAUGGUCAUCAGCGAAGCACGCGGGAGAUGGGAUCCAGCGAACUGGGUUCUGAGGAUCUUUGACUUCUUGCUGUCUAGCAACAGCGGCAGUUCCGACACAGCGGGACAGGCCAGCCAAGACAAGCUAGCCACAAGCGGUGGCAACUACUUCAACCCUGGUGCGGUAUCCUUCUUUAACGAUACUCGCGUUUUGGAUAUGCUGCCUGAUGAUGACAUGCUGCACUCUAUUGACUUUGGCUCACCGAUCAACCUGGGGGUGGGUUCACUAGCUAAUGAGCUCUUCCCCUUGUCCAGCUACCUACCAUUGCCGUCGGAGAAUCCGUCAUUUGAGGCAACGUAA